This is a messenger RNA of Silurus meridionalis, 3956 nucleotides long. RefSeq lists its product as uncharacterized. Gene Ontology annotation, cellular component: postsynaptic density. The transcript has 5 exons. Gene Ontology annotation, biological process: inhibitory postsynaptic potential. Bases 612 to 3464 code for a protein of 950 amino acids. Lineage: Eukaryota; Metazoa; Chordata; Actinopteri; Siluriformes; Siluridae. The record is from RefSeq and is a predicted model, not a curated record.
CUCUCUAUCUUGUGUGCUGCAUCUCUCUUUGCCUCUAUAUUCUCUCUUUCACACCUAGAUACACAUCCAGUGCUGGGUCAGACGCUUCCUAAUUUCAGCUGAAAUGAGGGAAUGAGGGAGGGUAAGCAGGAAGCAAGCGAAAAGAGCUAGUGGAAAAGAGAGGGAGAGAGAAAGAGAGAGAGAGAGAAAGGCAAAGGAUGCGGAUCAAUAUCUCUUGCUGCUUCAGCAUGUAAAGGAGCGAGCAAAUCAAAACAAACCAGGAGAGGAACAACGAGAGGGAGGAGAAGAGAGAGAACAGAGGACAGAGGACAGAGUCAGGUUCUUUGAGCAUGGAUGGUGCUUCUUUUGCUCCCUACCACCAGAGCAUACAUGAGACGAGACUGUUCUUCUGCUCUAAUCAUGUGAGUCUCCUGGCUCUCUUAUUCUCCGGAUUGGAUCCUCAGAUCCAUGGCAUGAUGAAGAGAAUUCUUCUGUCCAUGCUUAUCGCAGCUAUGAGGUGCAGCAGAUGGCUCAAGAACAUCUCAGACCACAACAUCAAGUACCAGAUGUACCACCACAGCGGAACGGCAUGAAUUCUGCUCUAGAGUCCUGCUGAGACGGUUGCCACGGCGAUGGGUAGACGAGCGGCUGAUCUGGCCACUCCAGUGCCAGUGUCUGAAGUGCCAGCUUUGGUGGGAGUUCGUGACUGGAGGACAGCCAAUGGAGAGGCAGGGCUUACCUGUGUUCAACAAUGUAAUGUUGGGGUGCAAACAUCGCCAGCUAUACGGAGCUGCCUAGACAGUCGUGCUGUCAUUCAAUCACAAAAGAGGAUGCCACCCAAUGGGCACAUCCCAGUCAAUGUGGAGAGCAAAAAAGGACAAAAAAGGAGUGCUUUCUUUAAACACCGGAACCUUGAAAAUAAGGUAAAGAAAGGCGUGACAUUCCAAGGGGUGGUUGAUGAUCGUGACGAAGAUAAAGGCAAUAAAGCUGAAAUGCACUGUGAUAGUCAGACAAUCCAAAGCAACACAUAUCUGGCCAACAGACGUGUUAAAGGAAAGAAGGAAUUCCGCCUCACUAAUGGCAGCGUGGUCACCGCAGAGGUGAUUGGUGGGAUCAGCAGCGACAUUAGUGAAGUGACUCCACUGUUCAAAAAUACAGUACACACGGGGAAGAGGAAGAUCCCCCCGUGUUCACCUCCUCAUAGGUUCCCACUUAGGAUUUGCAGCAAAUGUGGAGGGAGGCAGAAUCCAGUGGCUGCAGUUCUCUUCACCACCACCAGGGAUGCCACUUCACCCUGUUCUGCUGGCUCAGAGUGUCUCAGAUCCAGCCCUGCAGCUCCUCUGGUCUCAGGAAAAGAAACAGCAGAUUUACUUUCUCCACCAAACAAUGAGACUGAGAAAUAUGGACUUAUGCAAAUGAACAGAGGGCCUGCAGUGACAUGGCCUCCUCCAUACCCAAAUAGCAACCAGCUAUUAUCAUCCACACAGGGGGCAGAAGCAUUAAAACUUUCUAAACAUCAAUCAAGAUACGCUGGCCUUGGCCUUCCACACAUACACAGAGACACUCCAGUUAGUCACACGUCAUCUGCAUAUGCACACACAGUGGCAGAGAGUGCAAUUCAAAAGGCAGGCAUACAUACUCACUCAGACCUCUGCUCUGAUAAGCCGACAUCACUGUCACACACACUCAUGCUCCAAGAACCAAAACCCUCCAUGGUUAUUCCAUACUCGCAACAAUAUACCAGCCUUAAAACAGACUUACAGUCCAUCAAUCUGAAAGACACAGCCUCCACACCAAAGAUUAAAACACAAACAAACAGUGAUAUCCUGACACACACUUCACACAUUGCUCUGUCAAACCACACUAGCAUUCAUACAAAGUCUUUAGCAUCUGUCCAUUCACCUGUAAUUAAUAAAAAUCAAAGCAUUGUACAGAGAGCCAGAGCUUUCGAUACUUUACACCCUAGCAGAAAUGCCCAAGCCUCAAAUGCAUUGGAGACUGUGCAAAACUCACAUUCAAGGCCUUCAAGCUGCUUGCAGGCAAAUCUAAGCGUUAAACCCCAAAACACAUCACAUAUUCGUUCCAGCACACAUCCUAAAGCCACAUCCACCACAAAUUGUGCCAAACAUCAACUUACACAAACACACUCUCUGACCACUGACACAGCCACAGCCCUGUCGCUUUGCACAGCUUUGUACUCCAAACCUUCCAUACCACUGCACUGCUCUCUUCCACAUGCAGAUGCCAAACCAUAUAGCAAAUCAAAGAACCAACAAUCAAACCCUUCACACAACUCCAACUUGAAUGUGAAUACCAGCACCUCACUUAACCCAUAUCCUGCCACAACACUUUUAACCAAGGCCAACACGGUUACAAUUACUCAAGGGAUUAUGGAAAUGCAUUCAUAUGGUAUGGACAACAAUAAAACAGAAACACAGAGUCAGUCUCUUGCACAGUCAGAGGCUCAUGUUAAGUCCGUGCCAGAGAAACUAGAGGACAAAGUCUGCAAAUCAUCAGCAACAACUCCUUGCAAGGUAGAAACUAAGAAUGUGACAGCUACAAAAAUAGGUUGCAAAUUUGUUGCAAACACAGACAGUGGGAGCCACAUGCGAGCUAACUGUGAACUCCUUGCAAAUUCAAAAUUACAUACAGUACACCAGCAAUCCACACCUAAGCAUUCUACCAGUCCUGCAGCCCCCACAACACCUCAUGAACUUAAUACCUUGGGUUCAAUCUCAUGUCAACCUCCAAGUCCUUUUCACCCAAGCUUACUGCAUCCAUCAAUUAAAUUAUUAAUCGAAGUCACUGAAAACAAAAGGACAAACAUAGAUUCAAAGCCAAAUCCAUUUUUACUUUCACCCACUAUGCCGCCAGAGCAGAUCCAGAACACGCAACUGCAUCAAGAGUUAGAGACUACAUCACAGACAAGCAUUGUUUUACCUGUUAGUGGACCUGUCUCAAAUGGUGGCUAUUCCCUUACACACUACCACCCUCCAUCUUUGGUUCUGCUGUCACACAGUUCCCCCAAGAGCAACACAAGUCAGGACCUUCAGAAGAGGCUGGAGAGAGUGGAGUCUAAUCUGCAGGCCAACCAGGACCGAGUGACAACCCUACUCAACAUCAUCCAAGACCUGGAGAUGAGCCACGCACUCAGCAAAGGACGCCGAUGUUUCAGAACUGGCCAGGAUUUAAGUGAUUGCUCCACCUGCCAGGAAACGGCAUGCAUCAUUUACAGUGUGGAGUAUGACUUCCGUCAGCAAGAACGACGCUUCAGGGAUGUCUUGGACCCGCUGGACUCCCCAGUGAGAGAGAUCUGGGAAGGGGUUAACAUGGACAUACUCUCCUUUUUCACCUUGCUGAAACAAAGCCAGGCAUCAUCUCAGACCAGCAAUUACACCGAGCCAGGAGGCAAGAGCAAAGACAAGAAAAAAAAACUCUGCAGGAAAAUUUUGAGCUGGCUACCUCGAAAGGUCCAAAAGAAGUAGAAAUCUUGCCAUGGUUCUUCAUCUUUAUUUUUAGAUUUGAAUCAACAGACUCCACUCUGCUAUGAGACGAAUUGAUAGCUACAUCAUAAUGCAUUCAAAUAAAUGAGUUUGGUACAUCCAGAAAAAUGGACAGACAGUAAGAUAUGAGAACAGGAGCUGCUUGAGUUAAACUGCACGACUUGACAAGAUAUUCUAUUCCCUUCUAUUUGUUAACUGCAUACCUUCCCAUACUUGAUCCUUUUCUUCCUUCAUCAAAGUAGUGACAUCAUGUAGGGAACAUGGCACUUGUAAGACCAUUCAUGCUUGUUUGUUAACUUAAGAAGUAGAUGAAUAUUAAUCUUACAGUUCCUUUGGGAUUGGGCGUGCGGUGAACUGGGAUCAGAUAUGGAGACCAGAUGUGGCCUACUGGCCCUGUGACCCUGUUGUUUACCACCUGCAUCUUUUUUCAGACCUUCAGAACAAUAAAACAGAGAUAUAAAUGACUCCAAAUUA